GGGGUGGAGGGCGAGGGGGGCAGGGAGCCUCCUCGUGACUCAGGGCCUUUGGGCUUAAAGGCGCCGCAGCCUUGCGGGGGCGGCCGGUGGGGCCUCCGAGCCGCACUGCGGCCUCCGGGCGGCCUCGAGUGUCUGUCCAGACGGGAGCUGACCGGACAUAAAGGAGCACCGGCGCCCGGAACGUUUCUUUCUCACACUGCCGUCGCACGGGAGACCCGAAGCCGCUGGCGCUGGAAGCUCACGCCCCCUGCGGGUCUCUUUAGCACCCGGCGCGCGGUGGGGGGGCCCGGGCGGGACGGGGCGGGGCUGCUGACGGCGUAGACCCCGUGCUCUGUGGAGAGCCCCACGACGGCGGCGGUCUCGGCCCCUUUAAGGUGGAGGGCUCAAGCCCCUCGUGCGGCUUCCCAAUCCUGGGCAGGUCACGUGGCUUCACACCUUCGCUUGGCGCCGAAGAGGGAGUCUCGGGGGCGGGGCUGGCCAGGUAGUGUGGCGCGAGGGCGGAAGACUGGCGGGGCUUCGUGCCCGGGAGACCCGCGGGGCUGGCGGCAUUGAGGCAUUCGUGAUGAGUUCCCUUGAGGUAACAGGAGAAUCCCCAGAGGGCAGGUCUAAAGGCUUCCUUUUCUCCCCAGAUGCCACAUUCUUCACAGUUCAACCCUGUUGGAUCAUUCCUGUCUCCUUAUAUAUACAGGAGGCCCAUGUGUUCCUAUAGAAGCACCAGUUGACUGUUGUGUGCCCAAGUUUUAGAUUGAGCUCUUUAGCCUUGGUUGUUCUGAAGACUUAUACUUCUGAUUGGACUACCGAAUGCAUGUAUCUAUCUGAGGAAGAAGAAGCAGGAAGGAUAAAAGAUUGCUGGGACAACCAGGAAGCACCUGCUCUCUCCACGUGUAGUAAUGCCAAUAUCUUUCGAAGGAUAAAUGCCAUAUUGGAUAAUUCUCUGGAUUUCAGUAGAGUCUGCACUACACCUGUAAACCGAGGAAUUCAUGAUCAUUUGCCAGCAGACUUCCAGGACUCUGAAGAAACAGUUACAAGCAGGAUGCUUUUCCCAACCUCUGCGCAGGAAUCUUCCCGUGGCCUCCCAGAUGCAAAUGACUUGUGCCUUGGCCUGCAGUCCCUCAGUCUGACAGGCUGGGACCGACCCUGGAGCACCCAGGACUCAGAUUCCUCAGCCCAGAGCAGCACACACUCGGUACUGAGCAUGCUCCAUAACCCACUGGGAAAUGUCCUAGGAAAACCCCCCUUGAGCUUCCUGCCUCUGGAUCCCCUUGGGUCUGACUUGGUGGACAAGUUUCCAGCACCCUCAGUUAGAGGAUCACGCCUGGACACCCGGCCCAUCCUGGACUCUCGAUCUAGCAGCCCCUCUGACUCAGACACCAGUGGCUUCAGCUCUGGAUCAGAUCAUCUCUCAGAUUUGAUUUCAAGCCUUCGCAUUUCUCCACCUCUGCCCUUCCUGUCUCUGACAGCGGGUGGUCCCAGAGACCCUUUAAAGAUGGGGGUAGGGUCUCGGAUGGACCAAGAGCAAGCUGCUCUUGCUGCAGUCACUCCCUCCCCAACCAGUGCUUCAAAGAGAUGGCCAGGAGCUUCCGUAUGGCCAUCCUGGGACCUCCUCGAAGCUCCCAAAGACCCCUUCAGCAUAGAGAGAGAGGCCAGGCUGCACCGACAAGCUGCAGCUGUGAAUGAAGCCACCUGUACCUGGAGUGGCCAGCUUCCUCCCCGGAACUAUAAGAACCCCAUCUACUCUUGCAAGGUGUUUCUAGGAGGUGUUCCUUGGGAUAUUACAGAAGCUGGAUUAGUUAACACCUUCCGUGUUUUUGGCUCUUUGAGUGUGGAGUGGCCUGGUAAGGAUGGCAAGCAUCCCCGGUGUCCUCCCAAAGGGUAUGUGUAUCUGGUCUUCGAACUAGAGAAGUCUGUCCGAUCCUUGCUUCAGGCUUGCUCUCAUGACCCGCUGAGCCCAGAUGGCCUGAGUGAAUAUUAUUUCAAGAUGUCCAGCCGAAGGAUGCGCUGCAAGGAGGUGCAGGUGAUCCCCUGGGUAUUAGCCGACAGUAACUUUGUCCGGAGCCCAUCUCAGAGGCUUGACCCCAGCAGGACGGUGUUUGUCGGUGCUCUGCAUGGAAUGCUAAAUGCUGAGGCCCUGGCAGCCAUCUUGAACGACCUAUUUGGUGGAGUGGUGUAUGCCGGGAUUGACACAGAUAAGCACAAGUAUCCCAUUGGUUCUGGUCGUGUGACUUUCAAUAACCAACGGAGUUACCUGAAAGCAGUCAGCGCUGCUUUUGUGGAGAUCAAAACCACCAAGUUCACAAAGAAGGUUCAGAUUGACCCCUACCUAGAAGAUUCUCUGUGUCAUAUCUGCAGUUCUCAGCCUGGUCCUUUCUUCUGUCGAGAUCAGGUCUGCUUCAAAUAUUUCUGCCGGAGCUGCUGGCACUGGCGGCACAGCAUGGAGGGCCUGCGCCACCACAGCCCCCUGAUGCGGAACCAGAAGAACCGAGAUUCCAGCUAGAGGAGCUGGCCUUGCCCAGUGGCCUGUGGCGCCCGAAGCUGGCAGGUCAGGCAAGCAGCCUGCACCACCCUGCCACUGGCGACCAGGGAGCUGGCUUCCCGAGGACAAGGGAAAAUUGUAGUCACCUUUGCACUUGCUGAAUCUGUCUUUGUUUCUGCACUAAUUAAUGCACAUUGAGUUUUGUCAGGUUUUGUUUUCAGGGGGUAUACCAAGGGCAAGGACCCUUUGGCUUACCCUCCAAGCGACUCUGUAGUUUUCCCAGAUUUUAGUUCCUCAUUUUGCAGAUGAAAAGCGGGAAAAAAAAAAAAAAAAAAAAAGAACUACGUGUCCAGAAGGUAUUGAGGUAUUGACACGGAUGCCUACACCUAGGUUUAUUUAUUAAAAGCGCUUUUUUACAUUCCUUGCAAUACUGAUGGUGAUGAUGCGCAGGUCUCAUUGGUUUCAUUCUUGCAGUUGCCAUACAGUGCCUUUCCAUUUAUUUAACCCCCACCUGAACGGCAUAAACUGAGUGUUCAGCUGGUGUUUUUUACUGUAAACAAUAAGGAGACUUUGCUCUUCAUUUAAACCAAAAUCAUAUUUCAUAUUUUACGCUCGAGGAUUUUUACCGGUUCCUUUUUACACUCCUUAAAACAGUUUUUAAGUCGUUUGGAACAAGAUAUUUUUUCUUUCCUGGCAGCUUUUAACAUUAUAGCAAAUUUGUGUCUGGGGGACUGCUGGUCACUGUUUCUCACAGUUGCAAAUCAAGGCAUUUGCAACCAAGAAAAAAAAAUAUUUUUGUUUUAUUUGAAACUGGACCGGAUAAACGGUGUUUGAGCGGCUGCUGUAUAUAGUUUUAAAUGGUUUAUUGCACCUCCUUAAGUUGCACUUAUGUGGGGGGGGUGGGGUUGAUAGAAGUUUUUAAUCACAAAGUCACAGGACUUUUUUCUUUUGUAACUGAGCUAAAAAGGGCUGCUUUUCGGUGGGGGCAGAUGAAGGCUCACAGGAGCCCUUUCUCUUAGAGGGGGCAAGUACCCUUCCCUUAUAUCUUUAAUUUGAGGAAUGUAUGAGAUAACAGUUGCAGUUGACUGAAAUGCCACUGGAAUUUGAAAACUUGACUUUUUUUUUCUUUCCUUUUUUUUUUUUUUUUUUUUUAAAAAAGAAACAAAAAACCCACAAAAACUACUUGCCCCUCCUAGGGAAGCUGUGUGCCAAAGAACCAGUGUCAUAACCCCUCCCUCCUGCUGAGCUGACGUUGCAUUGUUGCAUAUCCCAGCUACUCUGUGGGUUUUGUGAAGCUGUGUGUGAAGUCUCUACCUCAUUGUAGUAUAUGCAGGCAAGACUGCACUCUCCUACAGAUGUGUGGAGUAAGCUGUGGUGUAGUUUUUUUGGCACAUAAUAAACACGUUGCAGCAGA
Molecule: messenger RNA, 3887 nt
Organism: Gorilla gorilla gorilla (western lowland gorilla)
Lineage: Eukaryota; Metazoa; Chordata; Mammalia; Primates; Hominidae
Gene: CPEB1
Product: cytoplasmic polyadenylation element binding protein 1
Exons: 14
Coding region: 806-2494 (562 amino acids)
Biological process (GO): negative regulation of cytoplasmic translation
Cellular component (GO): neuron projection; synapse; cytoplasm
Molecular function (GO): translation factor activity, RNA binding; ribosome binding; mRNA 3'-UTR binding
Source: RefSeq, a predicted model, not a curated record